AACAUAAAAUGUGAAGGUUGUUGACAACAUUAUAUGAUAUAAAUUGCGAUAGUUUUAGAAGACCAUAAUAGUUGUUCUUUGCUAGAAAAUGUUUUAAGUAACGACUUUGAUUUUGAUUCCUUUCAAAAAAACACUAAUACGCGCUCGGAUUGUCAUUUUAUAAUUAGGGUUCCUCCACUGCAGUUUGCAUUUGUGGAAACAGCUAAGGCUCGUCAUAGGCCUAUAAGCCUAGGCAGUAUUUAAAAUCACCAUUGCAACAACUACGAUUGUAGCAUGACAUCGAUUUUCAUGUAAAAAAUUAUUGGUGAAUAGGACAUACUACAGCCAACACUUUGAAGUUGAAACUACUUACAAUAAGUGUCAUUCGACGCUUUUGGUUUAUUGCCCUCCGCAUGCACAUAGUGCUACGGCAGCAAUAGCAGUUUCGUGUCACACUGGAGCACCUUCAGGAGAUGGAUAUUGAUGCAUCUCCCGUGUUCGUCUCACAGGAGCCAAACAAGGACAGGAGCAAUAAUCCCGUUAGAAGUCUUUAUCAGUCAGAAUCAUCAAUGAAUUUUGAUUAUUUGCAAGGCUUGCGUGCGGACGCUACUGCCUCAGCCACAUCAUCUAGUUGUGGAAUUGGUGGUAGCACAUAUGGACUGGUGGACGACAGUAGGGCACUGGACAGACCCUUCAAUGCAAAUGAACGCUUUGUUUCCAUACUAGAUCAAUUAGAUGCACGUGUCGAGAAAUUCCGUAAGGAUGCGCUCAACUUACAAGAAAAAAAAGACUACCUUUUGAUGUCUAUGGAUCUCAUAAAAAGUAACGAAAUGCUGCAAAACAUGAGUGACGCUGAACGCGAGGAAAUUAUAUGCUACAUACAACGUGUCAACAGUCGCCUUGGCACUGUAGAGUUAAACGUACGAACAGUACGCGACAACUCUCAAGAAGAUUCGCUUAGUCAGAUUAAUGCACUGAUAGAUACUAUGAUUAAAAUGGGUGAUCCGGUCAUUGCACGUCAACGAUGUCAGCUAUAUUUGAAUGCAUGCUGUAGUAGUUCUAUGGACCCUCAUUUGGAUACGCUGCCUGAUGCCGAUAUGGGCCCUAUUGAUAAAAAAUUUGAGAGCGUUUUACUAGGCUGUACGCUGGAUGAUCAGAAAAAUAUUAAAAAACGAUUACAGGCGCUCAUGGGAUAUUUAAAUAAACAAACGGUCAGCAAUUAGUUGAAUGAAAUCAUUUUGGGCUACUUGUUUGUCCAAAUACAAAACAACCAUUUCAAUCGUUAGGCAUAAUUUUAAAUUAAUUUUAAACCGCAAAUACAAGGAAAUAAAAAUUGCACCGCAAUUAUUAACAGCAA
Scaptodrosophila lebanonensis is the source of this 1336-nucleotide messenger RNA. Its product is annotated as BAG family molecular chaperone regulator 2. NCBI's taxonomy places the organism in Eukaryota, Metazoa, Arthropoda, Insecta, Diptera, Drosophilidae. The transcript is spliced from 5 exons. Gene Ontology annotation, biological process: protein stabilization. The coding region runs from base 453 to 1202 and encodes 249 amino acids. Gene Ontology annotation, molecular function: adenyl-nucleotide exchange factor activity; protein-folding chaperone binding. The record is from RefSeq and is a predicted model, not a curated record.